AUGUCCGAUAAAAGUUCUCGAUUCCCUUCGAUAUCUUCUGAUAACACAACAUGCUACCCCAAAGAGGUAUCAAUCACACUAACUAUCCUGUCCAAACCGGACGAACAUCCUCCUAUCGUCAGUAUCAGCCCAUAUCCUCCUGUACCUGUGGAUCGAGAUGUAUAUAGACCGAAUAAUGAUCAUCCCUUCAUUGGGCUGGGUGAUAAUCUGACGUCCGGUACGAAAUACGAACUAUGGAAAGGUAAUCAAGUACUUGUUCAGACGGAAGAACAAGCCUCUCAAGAAGAAGGAGAAGCGUUGAUACUUUUCGUACCCACCACUAAGGAAGGCGAAAUAGAAGCUAGAUGGCAAAUGUUGGCUUGUAGGGAAGAUUGGCUUAGACCGUAUACUCCCUCUGAGACUGAGAAGAACAAGAUCGCAGAGAUCGUCACUAAAAACGAGGGGACUAGACACCCUAUUUCACUUACCCAAGAGGGUCUACCAAGUUGGACCACGAAUGAAAGUGUUCUGGGCGCAACGGUAUUACCUUCUAUGACGGUCCUGGUCCCUUCAAUUGGUCAAGCACCUAUAUCCCACCUGGGAUUGAAAUCGUAUUUACUAGUAUUGGAUGGUCGUGAUAUCUCGGUUGAUCGACCUGAACAAGUUUAUAAAGGUGAUAUCGUAUCGUAUGUGGAAGAUCAAUUUCAUCUUGAAAAUCCCCAACCCAUCGUGAUCACCUCAGGGGACGACCAUUCAGUCUUAAGCACGACUUCAAAAUCACCAGGUCGACCACCUAGUAGUUUCAGAUUUUCCACAGGAUUGAAAAGUGCAUGGAUAAAACUUAAUCCCAAGCGAGGCUAG
Molecule: messenger RNA, 840 nt
Organism: Kwoniella botswanensis
Lineage: Eukaryota; Fungi; Basidiomycota; Tremellomycetes; Tremellales; Cryptococcaceae
Exons: 1
Coding region: 1-840 (279 amino acids)
Source: RefSeq, a predicted model, not a curated record